Molecule: messenger RNA, 528 nt
Organism: Arachis stenosperma
Lineage: Eukaryota; Viridiplantae; Streptophyta; Magnoliopsida; Fabales; Fabaceae
Exons: 4
Coding region: 1-528 (175 amino acids)
Source: RefSeq, a predicted model, not a curated record
AUGUGUCAAGAUAGUGAAGAAACUAUCAAGAAAAAUAUUUUGAAAAGUAUGGGAAAGUCUUGGAAGGAAAUAAGGCUGAGGUUGUAUAAUGCUUUUUAUGACCCAACAUUCACGACUAAACAAAAUGUUGAGCACCGUCCGCCGGGAAUUAAUCGAGAGCAUUGGAGAUGGUUCCUUGACUAUCGCGCCAAGGCAGAGACGAAGUCAGAACAACAAGGGAGGAGAGUCGGUAGAGGAGAGUUAUGGAUCACAGUUCACAAAAAAGAUGGCUCAUAUAUCAAUGAUGAAGCAAGAGCAAUUGGUGUUUUUGGAAAAGAAAAACUGGGUAGAGUACGUGGUGUGGGUUUCGGUCCGACUCCUAGUCAACUCUUCGAUCCAAAUUCACAUGCGCCGGGCAAGGGAGUCCAAAUAGAGGAGACCCAGAGGAAGUUGCUUAAACUACAGGCAGAGCUGGAAGGUGAGAAGUUGAAGAGGAAGGUGAUGGAGGAUGAGGCAGCAGCAAAGAAGAAAAAGAGACAGGCGAUGUAG